This is a messenger RNA of Oreochromis aureus, 3507 nucleotides long. Its product is annotated as GTPase IMAP family member 8-like. The record is from RefSeq and is a predicted model, not a curated record. Gene Ontology annotation, molecular function: GTP binding. Bases 681 to 2897 code for a protein of 738 amino acids. The transcript has 6 exons. Lineage: Eukaryota; Metazoa; Chordata; Actinopteri; Cichliformes; Cichlidae.
CAAAGGAGGGCCUAACAAAAAAAGUUUGGGAACCGCUGCCCUAGUGCAAGUAGUCCAUUGGCCAUAUUUUUGUCGAUUCGUGCUCUUCCCGUUUUUGUAGAGAUCACCUGCAGAUCGUUUUCUCUGAAGCCUUCUCUCUAUCGAUUGCUGCUCUCUGCAGGUCAUUCACCAGGUCCCCCGUGUGGUUCUGGGAUCUUUGCUCACCGUUCUCAUGAUCAUUUUGACCCCACGGGAUGAGAUCUUGCGUGGAGCCCCAGAUCGUGGGAGAUUAUCAGUGGUCUUAUUCACUCUUCCCAGCCUGGUGCAGGUCUACAAUACUUUUCCUGGUGUCCUUCGAGAGCUCUUUGGUCUUGGCCAUGGCGGAGUUUGGAGUCUGACUGUUUGAGGCUGUGGACAGGUGUCUUUUAUACAGAUGAUGAGUUCGCACAGGUGCCAUUCAUACAGGUAACGAGUGGGGGACAGAAAAGCGUCUUACAGAAGACGUUACAGGUCUGUGGGAGCCAGGGAUUGUCCAUGUUUGAGUUGACGUGUACCUCUGGUGCAAAUUACUGGCCUCUGUCAUCAUUUUAGACACAUCUCCACACGUUUAAGCAGAGCAGAGCAAUAAAGAGACCAAACUUCUGAGCAGCAGAACAUCAGGAGAGACGGAAAAUCACACAUCAACUGCCCGUAAGACAGACAUGGCCAGCAAAUACACUCGCCUUGCAGAGCAAGAAGAACAGGAAGAACCAGAGAAGCCAGAGCUCAGGAUUUUGCUUCUUGGAAAAACUGGAGUUGGAAAGAGUGCUUCAGGAAACACCAUCCUAGGAAAAGGGAAUGCUUUUCAAUUGACAUCACCAGAGUGUCAGAAGGAAACAGGAGAGUUUGAAGGUCAAACACUGGCUGUAGUUGAUACUCCAGGUCUGUGUGACAUCAGUAAAAGUGAAGAGGAGUUGACAGCAGAGAUGGAGAGAGCCAUCUGCUUUGCUGCUCCUGGUCCUAAUGUGUUCCUGGUUGUGAUUCAGGGAAACUGCUUCACAGAUGAAGAUCAAGAAACAGUGAAAAUCAUUCAGAAGAUGUUUGGAAAAAGGUCAGCAUGUUUCACAUUAGUCUUGUUCACCCAUGGAGAUGACCUGAAGUCAGAUGGAGACACCAUAGAAGAAUUAAUCAGUAAAAAUCCAGCUCUCAGUGAGUUCAUCACUCGGUGCCAUGGAAGAUAUCAUGUUUUUAACAACAGAGACAAGGAUCCCUCUCAGGUCAGAGAGCUGCUGGAGAAAGUCAACUCCAUGGUUCAAAGAAAUGCAGAAAGAUACUACACAGUAGAAAUGUUCCGAGAUAUUUACCUUCGGAUUGUUCUUAUUGGGAAAACUGGAGGUGGGAAGAGUGCAUCAGGAAACACCAUCUUAGGAGAAAAAGCUUUUAAAUCCUCCCCAUCUUCUUCCACAGUAACAUCAAAAUGUCAGAAGGAAACAGGUCUGUUUGCUUGUCAAAAACUGGCUGUAAUUGAUACUCCAGGUUUCUCUGACACUGGAAAAACUGAACAGGAGAUGAAAAAAGACAUGAGUAGCUGCAUCAACUUUGCUGCUCCUGGUCCUCAUGUGUUCCUGGUUGUGAUUCAUGCCAACAGAUUCACAAAAGAAGAACAAGAAACUGUCAAAAACAUUCAAAGGAUGUUUGGAGAACAGUCACCACGUUACACUAUGGCCUUGUUCACCUAUGGAGACAAUCUGGAGAGAGAUGAAGUCACCAUAAAAGACAUAAUCAAUGAUAAUCCAGCUCUCAGAGGCUUCAUCCGUCAGUGCGGUGGAGGAUAUCAUGUCUUUAACAACACAGUCGAAAAUCCUUCUCAGGUCAGAGAGCUGCUGGAGAAGAUCAACACAAUGACUGAGAAAAAUGGAGGAGAAUACUACACCAAUGAAAUGUUCAGAGAAGCUCAGAGAGCCAUGAAAACAACAGAAACUGAACUCAGGAUUGUUCUUGUUGGGAAAACCAGAGUUGGAAAGAGUGCAGCAGGAAACAGCAUCUUAGGGGGAAAAGUAUUUAGAUCAACAUCUUCCUCUUCCUCUGUAACAUCAGAGUGUCAGAAGGAAACAUGUCAGUUUGAAGGUCAAACACUGGCUGUAGUUGACACUCCAGGUCUGUGUGAAACUAAACUAACUGAAAAGGAGGUGAAGAGAGAGAUUGUUAGAUGCAUCUCCUUUGCUGCUCCUGGUCCUCAUGUGUUCCUGGUUGUGAUCCAACCAAACAGAUUCACCAAAGAAGAACAAAAAACUGUGAAAAUCAUUCAGAAGAUAUUUGGUGAACAAGCAGCUGAUUACACAAUGGCCUUGGUAAUCCAUGAAGAUGAUGCGAAUGAAGACACCAUAGAAGAAGCAAUCAAACGUCCAGAUCUCAAAGACUUUAUCAGUCAGUGCCGUGGAGGAUAUCAUGUUUUUAACAGUAGAAACAAGGAUCGCUCUGAGGUCAGAAAGCUGCUGAAGAAAAUCAACACAAUGACUGAGAGAAAUGGAGGAUGCUGCUACACCACCAACAUGUUUGAAGAGGCAGAGAAAGCCAUAAAAACAGAGAUGGAACGACUUCAGAAAGAAGAUCCAAAGAUGACGGCCAAAGAAGCAAGAUACAAAGCAGAAAGAAGGAAUGAGUUUACUCAGGCGAGUCAGGAUGCUGUUAUUCCUGGAGCUGAUGCCGGUGUUAAUCUUGGAGUUGCUGCUGGUGCUGGUGCUGGUGCUGGUGUUGCUGCUGGUAUUGGUACUGGAAUUGGCAUUGAAAUUGCUGUUGGAGCUGGUGUUGGAGCUAUAGGGGGUCCAGUGGGGGCUGCAGUAGGAGCGUUAGCUGGAGCUUUAGUGGGACUUGCAGCUGGUUUCACAGUAAAAUCUGUAACUUCGAAAAGAAAAUUAAAUGAUUGUGUUACACAGUAAUAAUCAAUGGAAAAUAACAUUUAUCAGCAGCUUGUUAAUGCUCCAUUAACAAGAAAAUAGAUCAAAAAUAAUAACAGUAAUAAUUUUUUGAGUAUGUGUUGUUUAGAUAGAUGGACUAAAGAACAACAAAAUAUGAGAUGCAAAGAAGAAAGACAUAAAGUUAAAGAAAAAAUACAUUUCUUUAGGACAGUUGUUGUUGCAGUUGAUGCUCCACCUGCCACUGAAGUUGGUAUUGAGGUUGCAGUGCAUCUUACUCCCACUGCUACAGUGACAAAGCCAGCAUUUAUUAAACAGUGAAGUUCAUCAUUUAGCAGUAACUUAUAAAAGUUACAUUAUCAUGAAGACAGAAUGUAAUCAUUGUAGUGUAACUAUCUCUGUAAUUCUUAUUAUUGUUGAUUUUUUUAUAUUAAAUAAUCAAUUUAAUAACAUUCUAGUUUUUAUUAAUUAAUUGAAUAGGUGGCUUGGGUGGCUUUAGCUCGGGAGUUAGAGCAGGUCACCUACUGAUUGGAAGGUUGGUGGUUCGAUCCCAGGCUCCUCCAGUCUGCAUGCCAAGUAUCCUUGGGCAAAAUGCUAACCCCAAGUUGCUCUCCGAUGCAUCCAUCGGAGUAUG